AUGGAUGAUUCCGCAACAUUACGCACGAAGGCAUUUAAUCGACAAUGCGAUCGUAUAUUUCCCCAUGUAUGCAUUGGAGAGAUGAUUGAAUUGUCAAAGUUCUACGUAGUUGUUGCAAACAAAAAGUACAACCAGCUCAAAAGUGAUUAUGAAAUAGUGGUUCAGGAACAUACCGAAUUUAAUGUUAUGCGUGAUAUUGAACCAAUACCGAUUCAACCUACUUUUCAACUGCAUUCAUUAGGCGACAUGGAAUCGCUAAAAGUCGGUGAUGUUUAUGAUGUAAUUGGUAUAAUUAAAAGUGUUAGUCCUUCAACAAUAGUGUACGAGAGAGUUACUCAUAGACCAUUGUCGAUCGUUCGAUUACUUUUGUUCGAUUCGACAGGAAACAUUGAAGUCAAUUUAUGGAAUGAAAUGAUUCUCAUAUGUAAUGCUUUUCAUAAAAUGGGACAAAAGAUGUCUUUUAAUGGAGAUCUAAUACAUUCUAUGAAAAGAAUGCGUUUAACAAAUUCAAGUGCCGUGUGUACUAAUCAUGACGAUCCUCUUAUAUUUAGAAUUUUGGAUAUUACAACUCCAACAUCACCCACUCGAAAACAUUAUGCUGAUGAGUAUAAUGUUUUCAGAAAUGCUUUGAAUGCUCCACUAGAAGAAGAAUUUAUAACAGACAAUAUUGAUGAAAAUGUCAUUGAAGAGAGAAUGGAUUAUAUUCAACCACUUCAUAGUGCAUUGGCACACAUAUCGGAUGCGUUCAAUGAAAAACCUACCGCUUUUGACGACAGUUAUUCAAAUGAAGAACUAAUAUCAUUCAUGCUAAAACAGGAAGAAAAAGCUCAAUCGUUGGAUGUUAUAAACUUUGGUUUAAGAAAUGAUAUUCGUGAGGAAAAUGUUUUUGAGCUGGAUGCAAAACUGUCAAUGUUUGAUGUGAAUCGGAUUAAAAAAAUAACCGAUGGUAUCAAAUACCGAUAUGCCGGUGAUCACACUUACGAACAAAUCAUUACUGUUAUUAAACUAUUGAGUGUACCUUUUUCGCAAAGCUUGGUUAUGCAGAAUGAAAUGUCAUUGCCAUUUAUUGCAUAUCGUCAAUCACUCAAUCCUGUUAUUUUACCUUUUUCAUGUGUAUGUUAUGUUUUUCAAAGAUCUAUGGGCAAAUCUGAUGCAAAACAAAGGUCAAUCAAGGUGCAUUGUAUAAAUGGGUCAACUGUUUGGGGAACGAUCAUAGCCUUUAGAUGCAACCAUUUAAGUAGCAAUACACAUCGUGGAGUACCGUUAGUUGUUAUGUACUCGAACUUUGUUCUUCAUGAAGAUAGGCACAUGUAUUCUCAUGAAAGUCUUCAUUGUGGACCGUAUGUUUAUAUCGGUGGGGAUGUAGCUAUUGAACGAGCUAUAAUUAAUAAAUUUACUGCUGAAUUUAUCCAUUUGACAUCAUCUAUUCAUGGUUUAGUUAACAGCUUAAAUCAGGAAGCUUUUAAUAAUGCUCAGUCACAGUUAGGCAACGUAGACCCACAUACAUUAAGUAGUAUCUUUUAUCGUUACUUGUAUAUUCAAACUUACAUUAGUAUGGGAAUUAAGUCUGUUUGUGCACCUGCCAAUAUGGGUGAUUAUGAUUUAUGGGCAUGGAAAGAGUUUCCUCGACUUCUAUCUUGUUUUACAUAUUUAUGGAUGAAUCAUGACCAAAUUGUAGGACCAUGUAAUGAUCAAUGUUCUAAAUGUAUCGUUGUUGAUGGACAUAAAAAAUGUCGUAGACGUAUUUGUGGUUUCAAAGAUGUCCGAAUAGAUACUGAAGAAAUAAAGCAAAUAGUCAUCGGAUGUUGUCGAACACCUGGUUCUAACAGCAGAUACUGUGAUGCACAUAUCGAUGUAGUUUGUGAAAAUAAUAUGGUUGAAGAGAAAAACGUCAUAGCACCUAAACGAUCAUUAAGGGUAAAACAGCAAGCAGUAAAAGGAAGAAAAAAAGGAAGAAAAAAAAAGGAAAUAGAUAAAUUAAAUGCUAUUGGAUGUGGAACUACGAAACAACGGUCGGACAAUUACGUUACGAAAUGCAACAGAUCAUUUGGAUUGAUCGCGCUAGUAUAUAACUGUAAAAUUAUAACAUGUUUCAGUGAACUAUACCGCUCAGAAACUUUAAAAGAAAUAAUCAAUUUAUUUUGUGGUUGUAUUAAAGGCAAGUUGAGUUAUAACAAACAGCAAAUUAUAGUAGUGUUCUCAUUUUAUGUUCUAGUAUCGGGACGCCUUUCACCAACUGUGGUUUAUGAUGAUGGAUGCCACUUAGUGGCAUAUGUACGUAAUCAUAUUGGGCGUGAUUUAACUCGAACAAGUGCUUUAGAAUUAUUGGCGUCUACGCCUAUUAGUGUGGAUCGAUUACAUUUUAAGAAUCACGUCGGUAUAUAUUGCCGUUUAGAAAUGGAUCCUAAUAAAAAUAGAUAUAAUAUAAAUACAGAAGCGGCUGAGCAGUGCUUUGCAUGGUUGCGUAAUUAUGGAUCUAUUAUUUCAAGUAUGAAUUGGCUUCGUGCUCCAGUGUUUAUGCUUAUUUUAUUUCACCUCAAAAACUUAUCCUAUGUACAACGGAAACCAUCUGAUAUUUUCCCUGUGUAUGAUAUUGUUCAAGACGUUUCAAACAUUUCCCUCUGUCACUGUGCUCAUGCUAUUAUUGAAGAGAAUAAUAUAAACCAUGAAAAGAAUUCUAAUAUUGAUUCCAAUGUUGAUCGAAUGUUUAAGCCACUUGAUCUUCCUGCUUCGAAAACAGACUGGGAGAACAUAGUUCGUCAAUUGAAAGACAGCUUGCCAAAAAAAUGUGAAAUUGCUCGAACACAAACAGAUUAUCUUGGACGUCAAAUUAGUAAUGGCGAAAUUCGUCCAAGUUCGUACAAUAUUAGUGGUCUAUUAAAUACAAAAGUACCACAAACUCCAGACGAAGCAUGCAAAUUCGUGAAAGCAGCUGAAUAUUAUAGGAAAUUUAUGCCGAAUUUCUCUCAAAUCGCCGAGCCACUUCGAAAAUUCGUCACAACUACAAGAACUCAACAAAAGAAAGGACAAAAACAAUGA
This is a messenger RNA of Rotaria socialis, 3039 nucleotides long. Lineage: Eukaryota; Metazoa; Rotifera; Eurotatoria; Philodinida; Philodinidae. The record is from the annotation of a GenBank genome assembly.